Molecule: messenger RNA, 4153 nt
Organism: Bubalus bubalis (water buffalo)
Lineage: Eukaryota; Metazoa; Chordata; Mammalia; Artiodactyla; Bovidae
Gene: MICU3
Product: mitochondrial calcium uptake family member 3
Exons: 14
Coding region: 200-1753 (517 amino acids)
Biological process (GO): mitochondrial calcium ion homeostasis; calcium import into the mitochondrion
Cellular component (GO): uniplex complex
Molecular function (GO): calcium ion binding
Source: RefSeq, a predicted model, not a curated record
UUAUUCGCAGCCAGAGAUCCCCCUCCUCUACACCCCUCAGCCGAAGGCGCUCCGACAGGUGACUCCAGUGAGGGGCGGCAAUCUUAGGAUCGCUCUCAGCCAGCCGCGAAGCUCGGCGCACCGACUUCUCGCGAGGUUUCGGGCCCCCCUCCGCCCCCUCAUCCGCCCCCUCCUGGCUGAGGCGCCGGCAGCUCCCGCUAUGGCUGCGCUGCGGAGGCUCCUGUGGCCGCCGCCUCGGCUGCCGCCUCCGUGCUCGCCUCAUCAUCCCGCCCCUGGGCCGUGGGGGCGGCCUGCGGGGACAGCCCCGGGCCCUCCGGGCCGGCCCUUCUCCUGCAGGGAGGAGGACGAGGGGGCUGUGGCGGAGGCGGCUUGGAGGCGGCGGCGGCGCUGGCGGGAGCUGAGCUUCGCGGCCGCGGCCGGCGGGGGUCUGGUCGGCCUGGUGUGCUACCAGCUGUACGGGGACCCCAGGGCCGACUCCACGCGGGCGGCGGGCCACUGGCUCCCCUCGGAGAGCGCGGCCGCAGAGCCAGAGGACCCGCCCGGCGGCGGGGGGCUGCUCCCCAUCCCGGUCGCCGCUGCCAAGGAGACGGUUGCUGUUGGCAGAACAGAAGUUGAAGACCUGGACCUCUAUGCUACAUCUCGGGAAAGGCGAUUUCGUUUGUUUGCUUCUAUAGAAUGUGAAGGGCAGUUGUUCAUGACUCCAUAUGAUUUUAUUUUGGCUGUUACAACAGAUGAGCCCAAAAUUGCUAAAACAUGGAAGUCACUUUCCAAGCAGGAAUUAAAUCAAAUGCUAUCAGAAACACCACCAGUUUGGAAAGGAUCAUCAAAGUUAUUUCGAAAUCUUAAAGAAAAAGAGCCACAUGCAGGUUUUAGAAUAGCUUUCAACAUGUUUGACACAGAUGGCAAUGAGAUGGUGGAUAAAAAGGAGUUUUUGGUGCUUCAAGAAAUAUUCAGGAAAAAAAAUGAAAAGAGAGAAACUAAAGGAGAUGAAGAAAAGCGUGCAAUGCUGCGUCUUCAACUUUAUGGAUACCAUUCUCCUACUAAUAGUGUACUUAAAACUGAUGCUGAGGAACUCGUCUCCAGAAGCUACUGGGAUACACUGAGACGUAACACAAGCCAAGCACUCUUCUCAGAUCUUGCAGAGCGUGCUGAUGACAUUACAAACUUAGUAACAGAUACUACACUUCUUGUACACUUUUUUGGGAAGAAAGGAAAAGCUGAGCUCAACUUUGAAGAUUUUUAUAGGUUCAUGGAUAACCUCCAAACAGAAGUUUUAGAAAUAGAAUUCCUUUCCUACUCUAAUGGGAUGAAUACUAUCAGUGAAGAAGACUUUGCUCAUAUUCUUUUGCGAUAUACAAAUGUGGAAAAUACAUCAGUAUUUUUGGAGAAUGUGCGUUACAGUAUACCUGAAGAAAAGGGCAUUACAUUUGAUGAAUUCAGGUCAUUUUUCCAGUUUUUGAACAACCUAGAAGACUUUGCAAUAGCUUUGAAUAUGUAUAAUUUUGCAAGUCGUUCUAUAGGACAAGAUGAAUUUAAGCGUGCUGUCUAUGUAGCCACUGGCCUCAAACUUUCACCACAUUUAGUGAACACAGUCUUCAAGAUUUUUGAUGUUGACAAAGAUGAUCAAUUAAGCUAUAAAGAAUUUAUUGGAAUUAUGAAAGACAGACUCCAUAGAGGAUUCCGGGGUUAUAAAACAGUUCAGAAGUACCCCACUUUCAAAUCCUGUCUGAAGAAGGAACUUCAUAGUAGAUAAGUACUGCUACAGCAGAGUUUAAAGGAUUAUUAUCUACUUGAAAAUGCAAGAAGCAGACAUUUCAGGUGUGGAAGCAAACCUGAAAUCAGAACUUGUAGAAAUGAAGGAAAAGGUGAAACGCUAAUUAUAAUUUUUUCUUGAACUGAAUUCUUGAACAUAAGACAGAUAAGAUGCAUCUUCUUACUAAUUACAGAUGUUGAGUGUUAUGUUGAGCUUUUGUGUUGAUUUACUGAACUCUGCACUUUUUCAUUCCCUUCAUAAAUGUAUAGAUUCCUCCAGUGACUAUAUAAGAAUGUAUUUUAAAUGUUUUUUUAAUUUAUUAGAAAUUUGUCUCAUUUUUGAAUAAUGUAUGACUCCUGGGAUCUAGAUAACUUAAAAAUGAACAACAACAUAUUCCCUUUGGUUUUGGACUGUGAACUUAUUUUCAGAAAGUGAAUAUUCCUUGAGAUUUAUCUUAGGGCCCUUAGAAUCAUUAAUAGAUCUCCAUUACUUACCACGUUUUUAAUUACACUGAAAUAAUUUUGAAACACAAGUAGAAGUUAAGCUACUGUACAAUAUGAUGGUUUACAUUGUACUUUUAACUUUUAAAAGUACUUAAUUAGUGUUAUUGUUUGAAUCAUAUAAAGUUUUUUUUUAAGUUUUUGUUCAUUUACCAAGGUCAACAGACUAUCUGGUAUUCUUUUAUGUGUACAGUAAAGAAAUUUAAAAUGUAGAUCUUUUUUUCUCAAAAAAAGUCAUACAUUGAUGGUGGAAACAGUGGUAGUUCUUGUAGCAGUAGUCACUGUUAUUGCCAUUAUUGUUUUAAACACGGUGCAGCUCCGACAGCAGAUGGUACAUGUUAAUUACACUAAUAAAAUUAGUAUCUUAUGGCACUGUAACUUAUUGCAUAUUGUUAUUAUAUGUCUGUAGUGUCAAAAUGAAUACUAUAAAGGCUAAUAUAAAAUGGUUUAGAAGACUGAUGUAUAUAUUAGGUAGAAGUUAAUGUUUUGUUUCUUGUGAAAGGACCACAUGGAAUAGUGAGCCCAACAGGCAGUAAUGAUGAAUAAUUUAAAUAUAAUUCAUUAUUUUUAAAUGUCUUUAAAAAUAAAAGAAAAACUUUCUUUUGAAAAAGAAAAAAAUUCAAUAUUCACAUGGAGAAAAUAACUCAAUACUAUUUAUUGGAAAUUUGUUCAAUUUAAAGAGUGUAGUUUAUAAAAGGAUACUAUACAAAAAUAGAACAAUGGAUUUAAUUUAUAUACUGUAUGUGGAAGAUAGGUUAAUUUAUCUUCUUUUCUAGAAUAUAUUAAAUAUAAAUUGCACACACUCCAACUAUUACCUUGCUUUGCACAGGAAAAUAAGAAAUACUGACUUUGGUUUUGUAAGUUAUUAAAUGUGAAAUUGAUAGUUCUGCAUCAGCCUAUUUAUAAAAGUAUUAUUAUUUCCAAGAAAACGCUGUUAGCAUUGACAUUGCAUUUGGUAGACUUUUUAUAUUCUUUAUCUGACUUAUUUAUUAUAUUGAUAUAGAAAUAUAUGACUCAUAAGUGUUAGGAUUUCAUAUAGUAUAAUUUAAUUUCACCUGCUUUGAAGGUUGUGAUUGACUACAUGAAAAUACCUUCUCAUUUAACAUGCCCAGCUUUAUUUUACCUUACACUGAAUGUCCUCAAUAUUAUUUACUAUCAAAAAUAAUGGAGAAAUAAUGGAAAAUAUGCAAAGAAUUUAUGGAACUAAUGGAAAAUUAUAAUAAUGGAAAUAAUGCAACUUAUUUUUAUCUUUGAUUAUAACCUAAGUUACCUUGCAUACAUGGAAAAAUUGAUAUUUAGAACAGUCCUAUCAAUAAAGAUUAAAACUGAAUUAGCUCAUUAAGAUUAUUAAUGAUUAUUAAUAAUUCUGCCAUUCUCCCAAGGAAUACUACCUGUGCAAACUUUACUCAUUAUUGCUUAUCACAAUGAUAUUCAUCUAAAACUGCAGCAUAAUAUUAAACUGCAAAUAAAUAAAGUAUUCUGAUCAAUUGAAAUGGGAAAGAGUAGUAAACUAUGGUGAUUCUCCAUGUUAUCACUCUUGAACUUUAUCAUCUAUAAAAUGGGAGGUAAAAAUAUCUCACUGGACUGUUGUUUACAUCAAUUUAAGAAAUUUUAAAUGCUUUGAAAAUAGUACUGUACUAAGUAAGUACAUGUAUGCAGUUCUCAGUAUCUUCUGCAAAUUAUUCUUUGGAAAGAUGAAGCUAUUCAUAAAAUUUUAGUAUCAUACUGUUUACAGGAGGCUAUGAUAAAAGGUUAAUGGUCUGCUAAAAAUCGUUUCAUACUAAGAAUUUCAUUUAACUUAAGUUGUAGUCUGUUGUUCUUAUUAUAAAAAAUAACUGUAAAGUGACCUGUCUUACAUUCUUAUGUUAUCAUAAAAUAAAUAUACUUGCUCUCAAAUCAA